Messenger RNA from Tilletiaria anomala UBC 951, 3340 nucleotides. Its product is annotated as ARM repeat-containing protein. Gene Ontology annotation, biological process: tRNA export from nucleus; protein phosphorylation. Lineage: Eukaryota; Fungi; Basidiomycota; Exobasidiomycetes; Georgefischeriales; Tilletiariaceae. Gene Ontology annotation, cellular component: cytoplasm. The record is from RefSeq and is a predicted model, not a curated record. Bases 338 to 3043 code for a protein of 901 amino acids. The transcript has 2 exons. Gene Ontology annotation, molecular function: ATP binding; protein kinase activity.
AUGAGAUGGAGAUCAGCAGGGCGGCGGCAUUUGUUCGGUGACUUCUUUUGCGCGUCUUUCGGCCGCCGGCGUCUUGUGACGUCUAUUUUAUUUUACGAGAUAUAUCCAAAACAGGAGGGAAGCGCCGCACCAUCGACCAACAUGUUUGCUAAUCAGUAUUGCCCUCAAGUACCUCCAGGUUGAUCAACUCAGUGCUACAUCCCUUGAUGCGAGCGAAGGAGCUAGGGGCGUCUUCAAUAGGCACGGUGAAUUCCCUGGGCGGGAAAGGGCGGGGAAGAGACGGCCACUAGCUUGUUAUACCUGCCCAUAGGCGGACCACGCGAUCGCCUUCGGCAAGAUGGAGUACCUCAAGUCUUUAACGUCGGCGGUAUUGGCGCAGACCGGCGGGCCGUUCCCCAACUUCAACAUCGGCGAAAAGAAUACCCGCUUCGAAGGCAAGACCAUCUGGUCCUUGCACGCUGGAAGCAAGCGUGACGAUGGCAGCGCAGUUAGCAUCCUCAUCUUUGAUGCCACUCAGCCGGCCCACAGUCCGCGCCGCGCCUUGCUGCCCCUCGCACAGAAUGCCGCACGCAAGCUCAGGAUCAUGCGGCACCCGGAUGUGCUGCGCUUCUAUGACAGUGUAGAGACACAGAAUGCUGUCUACAUUGCUGUGGAGGUCGUCAAGCCAUUGGCGGACAUGCUGGAGGAAGAGCUUCCGUCGCAGAGCGAAUGGGUCGGAUGGGGUCUGAGCCGAAUCGCAAACGCACUAAAAUUCAUCAAUGUCGAUGCAAACUCAAUACACGGGAAUGUGCGUGUGGAGAGCAUGUUCAUCGCCUCUUCAGGAGAGUGGAAGAUCGGAGGUUUCGAGACGCUGACGUCAACCAAGGAGGACCAAGGAGUGUUCUAUAUAAUGGGGAACCUGCUACCCGACGCAGCGCGAAUAUUGCCACCUGAAGCGCGGCAGGGGGGGUGCAAGGCGCUGAUAGGGAUGCCUGCUUAUGUGAUUGACUCCUACGGUUUGGCGAUAGCCGGGUUUGAGGCUUACAAUGGCACCCUGCCGCCAACAGCAGGUGUGCCAGCACAAGGCAAGGUCCCCGCGCCUUUUUACAGCAUGUUCAAGCGCAUGUUGACGCCUAAUGCUAAGACAAGAGCCUCCACCACGCAAUUCCUCGAGCAGGGUCAGGCGGAAGGCGGAUACUUCGUGACGAACAGGCUUGUGCAGGUCGCAGCUGGGAUAGACAAUUUCAUGCUGGCAGCGGAAAGCGAAAGAGGCGCCAUUGUCAGGAUGCUUGAGUCAUCACCCGAGGCUCUGCCUGCACCAUUCGUUCAGUACAAGGUCCUCCCCGUGCUAUUGAACGCUCUGUCAUUCCAACCGAAUCCGCAGAGCACGACACCAAGUUUGUUCCAAGGGUCCAAAUUGAUUCCUCUCUGUCUACGUUUGGCUAAGUCGAUGUCGGACACUGAGUGGCGGGUCCUCAUGGCGCCAGCGAUCGAGACAGCGUACAUGAGCCCAGAUAGAGGGAUGCGCAUGACACUGCUGGAUAACCUUGACGCCUACUCAGAUCGACUGGACAACAAGAUGGUCGUCGAAAAGAUCUGGCCGAAACUAAUCAAUGGGCUCUGCGACUCAGUGGCGGCCAUCAGAGAGGCGACGCUCAAGUCAAUUCUCCCGCUGGCGCCUAAACUGAGCGACAGAAUCCUCAACAAUGAGCUCCUCAGAGUCCUCGCUAAGACGCAAACGGACUCGGAGCCCAGCAUUCGAACGAACACCACCAUUUUGAUCGGGCGGCUGGUGCCUUUCCUGUCCAACAACACCAAGAAGACGGUCCUUGUCCCUGCAUUCGCACGCUCGCUGAAGGACACAUUCGUGCACGCGCGCGUCGCCGGCCUCAUGGCGCUCAUCGCGACGGGCGAUGCGUUCGAUGCGGAGGACCUAGCACGACAGGUGCUGCCCGCUGCAAUGCCAUGCCUGAUGGACCGAGAAAAGAUUGUGCGCGAUCAAGCGAACAAGGCAGUGGAUGUAUUCCUCAAGCGCGUGCGCGAGGUCGCAGCGACGCUGCCCGAGACAGCGCUCCCGCCCGAUGGUGAAGGCACGGAUGUCAGCAGUGCAGCGCAGGCGGUUGCGUCGCUGCGGCUCAAUCCGACGGCGGCGAGCGCGACGAACGCCGCGUCCGUCCUGGCCGGCUGGGCUAUGUCGUCCGCCAUGUCGCAGUUCAGCAAGCAGACUUCCGCAUCCGAGCUGCAGAACACGAGCAUGGAUGGCAACAGGCCUGGCGCUCUGCGCGGUUCCGCCACGCUGACACCGGCAGCUGCAUCAUCUGCUGCAGCGCCAGUGCUGCCCAUUUCGCCGCAGCGCGCCAACGGCUUCAAGGCCCACAGCAGCGCGGCGUCCUCAUCUGCGGCGUCUACUACGGUGUUCUCUCCCGACCCGUCAGAGGACGCGGGAGAGUGGGAGGCAAUGGACGAGCGAUGUGCUGCAGGUGCAUCUGCUGCAAGAGCGAAUUUGCCUGGCAUUCUUGGCGGCUCCAAGAAGCUCGCCCUCGGUGCUGGGAAGAAGGUAAGCCUGGCGAACACGAUUCUGCAGGAGAAUGCAGCAGCGGCAGCUCCGUUGAGCAGCAGGAUCCAUCGCAAGGCGCUGGCUGUGCAGCAGGCGCCCGCAGAGGAUGAGCAUGCGUGGGGGGACAGCUGGGACACGGGCUGUGGCGGCGCGCCAGACAGUGGAGAUGGUGCGGCGGCCGCAGGCAUGAGCGACUCGAUGCAGCUGACGGUUGCGGCGUUCAUCGACCCGGCGCCGCUGAUUGCAACUCUCGAAGCACACGUACCGUCACCGAUGCCAACACCCCCGGCAGGCGAAGAAGAGGGGGAAGCCACAGCGGAGCCAGCAGUCGCAGAGCACGAUUGGGGAACGCUCGAUGAUGUGUUGGAAGAGGUGCCCGUAUCGGCGCCGGCGCCAGCGCCAGCAGUCAAGGUGCUCACGAAGGAGGAGAAGCGCGCAGAGAUGCAGAGACAGAGAGAGGAGAGGAAGGCGCGUAUGGCGGCGUUGAAGGCUGCCAAAGGCGGUUGACUGACAACGAGGUAGCGGCUAGAAGGUGCGCGUAUCACGGCAAGUCCGAGCGUUGCUCUUGCAGUGUGUACACAUGCAAGCGCACAGCAGAGAGUGCAGACCUUCCGCAGACCAUAUCGUGCCUAAUGCAACGAGUCUUCCAGCGUCUUGCGCAACACGGCCUGAACGCUGGAGAAAGAUGUAUAUGUGUAUGUGCAUACAUCUCCUCGCGCAGCGCUUGAGCUGCUCGACACUCGUGGAACGAGCGCCUGCGAGUGCAAGCGCGAGAGAGCGGGGUGAAUGGAUCUUCUUGUCUGC